AUGGCUGCUCAGCCAGAAGAAUCAGCCYACCCUGCAGAUUUAACAGUUCCCGAACUUGGACAUGAGGAUGGGACUGCAACAGAGGUGGAAAACAAUCAGGGGAAUGGUGAACUGCCAUUUCCUAGUAUGUACACUUCGUGGAAAGAGUGUUUUCAUGAAAUGGUGCAACAAAGGUGUCUGAGUCUGCAGGAGGCAAAGGUGAGGAUGGUCCAAGCACAAAAGGAAGAAGAAAAAAAGGUGCAGAGGAGAGAACCCGGUGACUGGCUGGCCAGAGAGUGGUACAAUGAGGAGAAGGAGUCACUCGACACUCGCAUCUAUUUGCUUGAUAAACUUCUUCCUACAUUAACCACAGGAGUAGAAAAUCUGUUAAUGGAAGUGGAAAGAAAGCAUGUGCUUGUAUCAGAUCAAAAACCAACCAAAUUUAACCCCAUUAAUUAUCUUGCAGAAUAUCUGAUGAGACAUAACCCUAAGUAUAAUGCUCCUACACAACCAGGCCCRUACCUGAGAGAAAUGAAGGUGGUCUCGGAGGAGCUGAAGUCUUUGAUGCAAGGUACAACAUCACAGAGGCUGGCCAUGAUGAAGGCUGAGGCAAAGAACAAACGUGAGGAACGAGAGGAGAUAGAAAGAAAGAAGAAUGAGGAGACAGAGAGGAGAAAGGAGGUGUUGGUAGCUCUGUUCAAGGAGUGGACAGUGGAUGUCCAUGAUGGAAUUCCAGCAGCACUGGUUCAGAAUGCCUUGAGGUUUUUUCCAGAUGUCACUGAUUCUAUUCCUGAAAAAAAGAGAAAAGUAAUCCAUGACAGGAAGCUGGAAAUCUUAAACACAUUGGAAAAAACAGUACACCUAAAGGCRUUCACAAAGUGUGUCCUUUCCUACAUUGAACAUGUUUCAAAUGACAAGUUUCAAGAAAUCAUGGAAUAUCUCCGUCACUGUGGUGAGAACUUCCAAGAAGCAACAAAACAUGAUUGGCGGAGGGAAAUUUUUGUUGACCUCUUCCAAGAUCGUGAUUAUGGAAAGGUUGGUGUCUUGGAUAGACAAAAAGUACAGGCYCUGCUGAGAGAUUUCUGUGACAGAAACCUUGUGACUGACAUGGAGGAAUUCUGGAACCCCAGAGAGUGGCCAAUAGUUGAGCUGCAAGAUAUUGAUCUUAUGGAUUUCUGGAGAGGCCUUGUUGAUGAGGAAGUUUGUGAGGAACCCAGUGGAAAUUUGGUYUUGUCUCAAAAGGAAAUUUCCAAGGGAGAGAUUUUAGGAAAUAAACCUAAAAGUGGUGCUAAAGUGAGCAAGGAAGGUGAGGACUCUCUGUCAGCAGGAAAAAGCACUGGCCUUGAAUCUACUGAUUUCAGUGGAGAUACCAAACACARAGAGAAGUCCGACACAGGUCAGAACCAGCAGAGUUCCUUUGCUGCAAGCUGCCUCACACAGCCACAGUUUGUACAGGUCAUGGACAACUUGGUUAGUGAAGACAUUUCUCUGCUUUCUGUGAAGAUACUUGCUACAUUUAUCAGAGAAGAAUACGAACAGACAGAAGAGGAAAAAAUGAAACAACAAGAAAAAAUUCACCACAUAUCUCUCAUGGCCCAAAGGAAACAACUUUUGGAGGCACUUUUUGACAAGUGGGACAGCACUGCAUGUGGGUCUCUGGACCUGGAAGAGAUGGUUGCUGUUCUGAGCACAUUUGAGGGAGGCAUGGAAAGAGAGGCUGUGAUGAAGGCAAAGGAACACCUUUGCUCCCGAUACCCACAGCUCAGUAAAGUGGGGAAGCUCUCUCCAAAGACGUUCCAGACUUUCCUUGAGUUAAUUGCUUCUGAGUUCCCUGGCGAUGAUGAUGAAAAUAUUGAUGACUUGGUGACAUUCCUGACUACAAGGGUGGAACAAAGUGGCAUGGAGAGCUUGGAAAGCUCAGCCAGAAAGAAAUGGCUGCAKGAUAUCCAGCAAGCAGCAGAGACCAGCAGAAUGAACAUGGAUCCAGUGUACAAAGCAGUGUUUAAGGCCCUYUCCCAGGACGUGGAAUUCCAUGGGGAUAACAAGAAGAUUGGUGCAUAUAUUGCCCUUCUGGAAGAGAACCAGCUCUCCCCAGAGCAGGAAAAUGCUCUCCUGCGUUACGUGGCCUGUACCCCAGAYGAUGCUCCCUAUGUCCUAAACCAGGUACUGCACAGAGACAUGAAAGGAGUAAGCUUUGCAGCCAUUGACCAGGGAAAGCCAAUCUAUGUUCCAAGUGUUCAGCUCCAUGGAAACAUUCACUUCUGGAACUCCGACCGCCCUGAGGAGGAGAGGAAAGGUUCAUUCCUGGUGCUGCCCCUGCACGAUGCUCGUUGGAGAGUUUUUGGAAUUCUAGGGCUUGAUACUCUUUGGGACCCCUCUGAGACAUCCAUCUUCCUGACUCAUGAGAUCCUUUUCUAUGAGGGAGUUUGCCGUGCAUUCAGCAGAGCCUACCACCACAUCUGCAUGCAGGAAAAUGUCCUAAAAGUGGCUGUCACGGCUCUGGACUGGUUGCAUCCCAGAGCACCCAACAUCAACACUGUCACAAUGUAUCUGGUGGCACCUGACAAAGACAAGAACUAUGGUCUAUGCAAGAUGAUCACUACAGAUAACACAGGACAAAAGGAAAUCCACAGCUCUCCUGUUGUCCUCCUCAGAGAGGAAAACCUCCUCAGAGAUGACCUGUUCAAGUGCGCAGACAGUUCAGAGGUCACACUCCUGUCUGUCUAUGGAGAACACCACAUUGCAGUACCUCUCCAUGACCUAUCAAGACAAACUCUUGGCAUACUUGAUAUCAGCAUUGGACAGAACAAGAAAUUAUCACCUCAGGAACAGAAAGACCUGCAAAAAAUGCUAAAGAUGACCCAAGCUGCCUGCACAGAGGUCCUGAAGAGGUCUCUAGAGGAAACAGAACCAACAUAUGUGYUAGAGGCAGAACACAUGGCAAAUGUGAAGCACGCAGGGAUUCUGUUCCACCGGUUCAUGCUGCAGGAGCUGCGUGAGUGUAUCCGGAAACUCAAUGCUGAGAGCUUUGCUGGAAUAAARAGCUAUGUAGUACCCCCAGCUCUGGUGCAUGAUGUAGUUAAGGCUGUGCUGCUGCUUUUGCAUCCAGACUGGGAGGGCUCAGAAGAYAUUGAGAGCUGGAGUGAGUGUAAACUGAAACUUGAUGACAAUUUGAUUCAGGACAUUUAUUGCUUUGAUCCAACUGCUUCGUCUGUGCAAGUUAAAACAGAGCUGCUGCUGCACCUUAUCACUGGUGUCCCUCGAGCAGCAGUGUGGCAGCAGGAUUCUGCUCCAGCCACGUACCUGCACCAGUGGCUUCACACCUGCCUGGCGCUCGCAGAGAUCACAAAGAGCUUUCGUCCUUAGCCCCUUUUGGCAACCAGUUCUAGUGUGCCUCCAAUUAAAUCCCUUAAUUUCUCAUCUAACCCUAGUGAUUCUGGCGUUUCACAUCUUUUAUUAAAUUAGCUGUUAGUUUCUAUUUUUUAUGCAUAGCCACUAGUAUUUGUUGUUAAGAUAGCUGAAGUC
Molecule: messenger RNA, 3504 nt
Organism: Malurus melanocephalus (red-backed fairy wren)
Lineage: Eukaryota; Metazoa; Chordata; Aves; Passeriformes; Maluridae
Gene: EFCAB5
Product: EF-hand calcium binding domain 5
Exons: 18
Coding region: 1-3345 (1114 amino acids)
Molecular function (GO): calcium ion binding
Source: RefSeq, a predicted model, not a curated record